Messenger RNA from Calliphora vicina (urban bluebottle blowfly), 1193 nucleotides. RefSeq lists its product as uncharacterized. The record is from RefSeq and is a predicted model, not a curated record. The transcript has 3 exons. Gene Ontology annotation, molecular function: phospholipid binding; calcium ion binding. NCBI's taxonomy places the organism in Eukaryota, Metazoa, Arthropoda, Insecta, Diptera, Calliphoridae. Gene Ontology annotation, biological process: lipid catabolic process; arachidonate secretion; phospholipid metabolic process. The coding region runs from base 30 to 1193 and encodes 387 amino acids.
AAAUAACAUAAACCAAAGAAAUUCGCCAAAUGUUUAAUACAAGUCUAAAAGGAUGUCUAUUCAUGUACUAUAUCGUAAUCGUUGUCUAUGGAAAUUAUAGCGUGCAAAGUGAAUAUUUAUAUAAACAAACCAUAAAUCCUAAUACACCCUCGAUGAUAGAAACCAUAAUGCAUGACAUGCAACAGGCAUUCUGUUCGAUAACUAAUAAUACACAAUUGUUGAGACAAAUGUAUGAUUUUGAAACGGCAAACACGGAUAUUUCAACGUUACUAUUUAAAUUGCCAAUUAGUGAAGAGUGUCCCGAAUCAGAAACGCUGAUAUUAAUGAAUCGUCGCGAAUUUAUAACGCCAACAUUUCCGAAUCUCACCAACUCGUACAUGACUUUAAGACGUUUGAAAAUGACAAAAACUCCGUUAGUGGAUAAUUUAGACACAAAUCUUAAGGAGCUAUUGAAGCUGGAAAUGGAAAAUAUUGUUCAGAAUUAUGUGACUGAUGCAUGGGCAAAUAUGGGAUUGGAUGGUUGGAAGGGUGAUAUUACAGAUUCACAUAUUCCCGUAAAACAUAAAACUAUAGCAAAUGAUUACCCGCAUGCUGAUAUAAAUAAAGACCUAAAUAAGGGACAAGCGAAUGAAUAUUUUCGAGAUAUCACCACCAAUACGUUGAUGGAGAACGCUGAAGAACUGCAACUGCGAAAAGAAAUGGAUACAAAUGUUUUUAUAGCCAGAGCCAACGAUCCAUUUGGCUAUUCAACAAAAUGGCAAAUGAGAAAUUCAUCGAAACAAAACAAAUACAAACGUGAUGUUUUGCGUCUAUACUCGAUGAUCAAAUGUUCGACAGGAUGCGAACCACUCGUGUACAAAGGUUACGGUUGCUAUUGUGGUUUCUUGGGUGAUGGCAUACCAACGGAUGGCAUUGAUCGUUGCUGUAAAUUGCAUGACAAGUGUUAUGAACACAGUAAUUGUAUAUCGUAUUUGGAGUAUUUUGUGCCGUACGUAUGGAAAUGUUAUCGUGGCAAACCAUUGUGUGCCAUAGACCAUGGUGAAUGGGGUGGACCACAGUCGUGUGCGGCACGCUUAUGUCACUGUGACUUGAGGCUGUCAAGAUGUUUGCGUCAGUAUGCUUGUCCUGGCCGCAGAGCGGUGUGUCAUUCGUCUGUAUCGAGAAGACUGCAGAAUUUGUUGUUAACAAAGUAG